Manis pentadactyla (Chinese pangolin) is the source of this 1304-nucleotide messenger RNA. Its product is annotated as 39S ribosomal protein L22, mitochondrial-like. The record is from RefSeq and is a predicted model, not a curated record. The coding region runs from base 34 to 663 and encodes 209 amino acids. The transcript has a single exon. Gene Ontology annotation, biological process: ribosome assembly; translation. Gene Ontology annotation, cellular component: mitochondrial large ribosomal subunit; ribosome. Gene Ontology annotation, molecular function: structural constituent of ribosome. Lineage: Eukaryota; Metazoa; Chordata; Mammalia; Pholidota; Manidae.
ACAAAAAAACAAGAAUGAGAGGGAGGGAGAAAGAUGGCGGCAAUGCUAGAACGUUUGGGCGCGCUAUGGAUGCAGAAUCUGAGGGGGACGUUGGCCUCGGGGCUUCUUUCAUCUCACAAUGUUUUAUACCAGUCACAUAUCCACACAAGUGUUUCUCUUGACAUUUCUCGAAAAUGGGAGAAGAAGAAUAAAAUUGUUUACCCUCCACAACUGCCUGGAGAACCUCGGAGACCAGCGGAAAUCUACCAUUGUCGAAGGCAAAUAAAAUACAGCAAAGACAAGAUGUGGUAUUUGGCAAAACUGAUCCGAGGAAUGUCCAUUGACCAGGCUUUGGCUCAGAUGGAAUUCAGUGACAAAAAAGGGGCCCAAAUAAUUAAAGAGGUUCUCUUAGAAGCACAGGAUAUGGCAGUGAGAGACCACAAUGUGGAAUUCAGAUCCAACUUAUAUAUAGCUGAGUCUACCUCAGGGCGAGGCCAGUACCUGAAACGCAUCCGAUACCAUGGCAGAGGUCGCUUUGGGCUCAUGGAGAAGGUUUUUUGCCAUUACUCUGUGAAGUUGGUGGAAGGCCCCCCACCUCCCCUUGAGGCACCAAAGACAGCAGUUGUGCACGCCAAAGAGUACAUUCAGGAGCUUCGCAACCGGACCAUCAUUCACACCCUAUAGUAGGGGAAUUCAGAUUCUACAUUGUAAAUAUUUUGCCAUUUAUUUCCUAGAAACAAACAAAAAUUAAAGACAAAGGCUUUUUUUGAUUUGCCAUUGACUUAUUGCAAUACCAAGUACAGCUACUAGCUUAUAUGAGUAUUUAUAAGACUUUGCCCAUCUCUCUUGAGCCUCUGGGUAUAUUUAUGCAUUUGCAACUUGGAAAGGGAAAUAAAUCAGUUUUAAACAUAAUAACAGCCUAUAAUUCAGAAGGCUUUUCUGAGUACUCUUUAAAAGGAAUGUAAUUCUCCAACUAGUGUCCUGCAGCUGGCAGUUUUGAUACUGGACUUGAUUAGAAUGUCAUGGGAUAAGAAAGCUUGUCAUUACAUUAUUUCACUUGAUUUCCUUUGGUAUUGCGAAGGGGUGAUGGAGGUGAGUGUAGCUGAAUGUUGUUUCAUUGCAGUGUUUCAGGGCAUUUGUAUUUCUUUUUUUUAUUUCCUUCCAUUGUUGGCAUAGGCCAGUGGGUGAGGGAUUAUAUUUUUCUUUACUAUUUUAGCAGUAAUGUGAAAUUACAGGAGUUUACUAGAUAUCUUAAUCUAAAACUCUAAAAAUGCUUUAACUUAGUUUUCUUCUAGUUAAAUAAAGACUGCUAUCGGGUCUGCUUC